This is a messenger RNA of Bombyx mori (domestic silkworm), 2585 nucleotides long. Its product is annotated as polyprenol reductase. The transcript has 4 exons. Gene Ontology annotation, molecular function: 3-oxo-5-alpha-steroid 4-dehydrogenase activity. Gene Ontology annotation, cellular component: endoplasmic reticulum. Lineage: Eukaryota; Metazoa; Arthropoda; Insecta; Lepidoptera; Bombycidae. Bases 349 to 1266 code for a protein of 305 amino acids. Gene Ontology annotation, biological process: polyprenol catabolic process; dolichol-linked oligosaccharide biosynthetic process. The record is from RefSeq and is a predicted model, not a curated record.
GAAAAAGUUUCAGUAAAUGACCACCAUUUUAACCCAUUUAUUUUAUCUCAUAUCAUCUCACCUUGUCUCAUUUCAUUUAAUUUCAUGCCAUUUUUCAUAAUAAUCAACUUCAUUUCACUUCAUAUUAUCAUUUUAAAAUAAGACUUGACCUAAAGGUCUUCGUUACCAUGUCAUAAAAUCCCUUUCAAAAAAUAUGAGUUUGUUGUGUUGAAACUUGAAAGUUGAAUGUUUUCAAACAAGUUAGAUGUAAUUAGAAAGUAGGCAAUGAUUCCAUAUACCGUUACAUUCCAUUUUUAUCGAAAUCGCUUGGUCUUUUGUUAGUGCGUGAAUUUAUAUUAAGCCGUAGAAAUGCCCAACAUUUUAGACUUCGUGUUCCUCAAUCUCGCUAUCUCGGUGACUUUUACCGGUGUUUUAAUAAAAAAAUUCGAAGAUUACGUUCCUGCUUUCAUAAAAAAAAGUUUCUCCUAUGGUUCCUUCGCUUAUCAAGGAUCGGAAGCGAACUUUUUAAAAAUAAUUGAAAUACCUAAAGCUUACUACAGACAUUUUUAUUUAUUUUCGUCAAUUUUCAGUGUUUUAUCAUUAUUUUAUAUGAUAUUAGUUUAUUUUCUCGGCUUUAGUGUAAACGAAUAUCUCUUUACCGUAUUGAAUUACAUUCUACUCGAAGAUCAAACCCCUGUAUCAGUCACAGCAGCUCUUUUGGCACUCUCUCUUCUCACCUUGCAAUGCCUACGGAGACUAUAUGAGACGUAUUAUUUACAAGUAUUUGCAAAGUCCAGCAAAAUGAACAUUAGCCACUAUUUCGCUGGAAUCAUACACUAUUUUGCAUGUAUAGUUGUGUGUGUUGGACAAGCACCACUGUUUUGUGGAAGUCAAAAUAGAGAAAAAGUGACAUGGAUUGAUACAAAAACUACAAUUUUAUUUGUACCCUGUACCUUAAUCUUCCUUUGGUGUUGGUAUGAACAGUAUCAAACAAACAUCAUAUUCGCAUAUCUCAGAAAAGACAAAAAAUCAAAUAAAAUUGUUACAGAAGAUCACCGUGUACCUAAUGGGAGAAUGUUUAAAUAUGUUUCGAGUCCCCAUAGAAUGUGUGAGAUAAUAAUGUACACUGUUUUAGUAUUUUUAAUAACAACAAAGACUUUUGUGUGCAUUUAUUUAUGGGUUUUGUCUAAUCAGAUACAAACAGGCAUCCAUGCCCAUGAAUGGUAUAAGAAAACAUUCAAGAACUAUCCAGCGAAGAGAACUGCAGUCUUCCCUUAUGUACUGUAAAGUAAACACUAAGUUACAAACAUGCAUUUUUUCAGCAAAUUUGUGAAACAGUAUUUGUUUCAGAGGCUUUAGCUACAAAUCAAUAAUUUAAAAGUUUUCUAAAUGUUGUUAAAUCUAUUUUCCCAGCUGUUUGUAUUUUAACAUGGUGUAUAUACAUUUGUGAUAUGAUGGUGGAUGUCUAUACAUUUCAAAAUUAAGUACAUAGAUACUUAAUCUGGCCUUGAUAUAAAUAUAAGUAAACCUAGUUUUUUAUUUUUUUAUUGCUUAGUUGUGUGGACGAGCUCACAGCCCACCUGGUGUUAAGUGGUUACUGGAGCCCAUAGACAUCUACAACGUAAAUGCGCCACACACCUUGAGAUAUAGCUCUAAGGUCUCAGUAUAGUCACAACGGCUGCCCCACCCUUCAAACCGAAACGCAUUACUGCUUUACGGCAGAAAUAGGCAGGGCGGUGGUACCUACCCGUGUGGACUCACAAGAGGUCCUACCACCAGUAAUUACGCAAAUUAUAAUUUUGCGGGUUUGAUUUUUAUUGCACGAUGCUAUUCCUUCACCGUGGAAGUCAAUCGUGAACAUUUGUUGAGUACGUAUUUCAUUAGAAAAAUUGGUACCCGCCAGCGAGAACACCAAUGCAUCGCUCGAUACGAAUGCACCGGACGCCUUAUCCUUUAGGCCACGACGACUUCUCCUUUAGGCCACGACGACUUCAUUUUCUUAUGUGUCUGAUAAACUUUGGUGUAAUCAAUAAGUUUUUUUUAAUUACUUUGUAUUUAUUUUCCAUAACACGGAAGAGUUAAGGACCAUUUUCUCACUUUUUUUUUCCUCUUACCUAAUCGUUGGUAGCCUAAGGGGCUAUACCAACUUCGCGCGGACUCGCUCCGAUAUUUGGGUUUGUGUUUAAUAGAAAUCCGUGAAUGCCACUACCCAUCAUAAAAUAAGAGCUUUGCGUCUUAAUUUGCUCUCAGACUAUGCUAUACUAUAAUCCCAUAAAGUAUAGAAGCCUAUACUUAGCCAAUAAUAUAUAGUACAGUACUGUGUGAACGUGUCCUUAUCAAUGUAUGGUGUGCGAUAUUGUUGUGCUAUGAGCUAUAUACUAUAUGCUAUUAUAUUAUAGCGUAGUCUGAAAGCGGCUUUAAAUAUAGUGUUACAUAUUUACUAAAGUAAACAGGCAGAUGACACACGGUUACUGCAGCACCUAUGUUAAUGUCACGCCGCCGUAGAUUGCCUAGCUCACCUUGAAAUUUCGAAUUCAUAUUAAUCCUCUGUACCAGAAAUCAUGAUUGCAUUGUGAUAGUAGUAAAGCAUCAAAAAAAACAACAAA